Monopterus albus (swamp eel) is the source of this 1557-nucleotide messenger RNA. RefSeq names its product surfactant protein Bb (gene sftpbb). The transcript is spliced from 11 exons. The record is from RefSeq and is a predicted model, not a curated record. NCBI's taxonomy places the organism in Eukaryota, Metazoa, Chordata, Actinopteri, Synbranchiformes, Synbranchidae. Gene Ontology annotation, biological process: sphingolipid metabolic process. Gene Ontology annotation, cellular component: lysosome. The coding region runs from base 106 to 1176 and encodes 356 amino acids.
UGGUUGAGACGAUCAACCCACAUUUCCGGUACGACCCAUAAGAAUAACCCUGAUGUUAUAGACAAAAUCGUCUGCGCUUCAUAUCAGUUUGUGCUCCUUUACAUUAUGUCAGCCCCCGGGUUUCUGCUGGUGGUCCUUGCGUUGUCCCUUUGUCCCGGAGACUCCACAGAUCCUUUAUCAUUUAUCGAACAGAAAUCUCUGACACUGGACAUCUGUUCAGAAUGCAGCCAGACCAUCCAGCUGUCUGCCAACAUGAUUUCCAGCUCAGAUACUAAGGAGACUAUAUAUGAAACCUUGCACGCUCUGUGCCAGCACCUCCCAAGAGAACAGGCAGCAGAGUGUGAUUCGCAGGUGAAGGUGUAUUUGCCAAAGGUCCUGCAGCAAACACCUGGUCACCUGAAACCAAGGGAGACCUGUAUGAUUUUUGGGCUUUGUGCUGCCCACAAGAAGGAAGAACCGCUCACACUUCCCCACCAGGCCACUGAUAAAGAAAUCCCCAGCCCGGCACUUGGCACAGUCAGCAAAACUCAAGAGCAGUUCAACCCAGUAUGCACCCUGUGUUUGUUUAUUAUAAAGAAACUGGAGACCUUGUUGCCCAAAAAUAUGACUGAGGAUACUUUAAUGAAGCUCAUGGGAGAGGUCUGCGAUCUUGUACCUCAAAGCUAUAAGGACCAAUGUAAUGACUUCGUCAACAAAUAUGGCUUAGAGAUAGUGGAAUUCCUCUUAUCAUCUGCUGCACCGCACACAAUAUGCUCUCUCUUGCACCUCUGUCUGUUCAAGGAGCAGCCUCUUCCAGAGGCGUUCUUCCCUUCGGACUGCGACUCGUGCCGCACGCUGGCUGUGCUGAGCCGAGUGCACCUGGGGCUGAACUGCACUGAACCUCAGACUUCUUCUUUCCUGCAGUCUGUGUGUGUCAAUCACCCCGAUGCCAUCCCCAAGUGCGAGGCUUUCACCAAAAUCUACGGCUCCCAACUGCAGAAGUUUUUGGGAAACCAGAUGGAUGGUCCGCAUGCUUGCGAAAGAGCUGGUCUGUGCAUUGCCUUGAAGAAGCUGGAGCCUCUGGGGAAGAAUCGUUGUACUUGGGGACCAAGUUACUGGUGCAAAGACAUGGAAACUGCCCAGAAGUGUGGUAAUCAGGCCUUCUGUGAGAAAUACAUGUGGAAGAAGAAUGAAUGAAUGAAGCAAACUGCCACUCUGACAAUAUGUGCACACAGAGAGCUACUUUCUUUUUACACCUGUAUUGCACAGACCAACUGCUGAAAGUUUUAUAAAUGUAAUACACUGAUCAUCUUCUUUUUUUAUUGCUUGGGGAAAUCAAUCUCAAAUGCUCUUUCAGUCAAUCAGCUAUAAAUACUGAUCAUAUCAUUUUUUUCCUCAUUUGCAUAAAGUGUUGCAAGACUGAGGCUGGUAGGUUCUGUCAUGAUUUUAAAGACAGUGUUAUUCUGUACUUUAUAUAUGCCAUUGUGAAUGUGAGAAAUGGGGAAAAAACUCUGUCCCUGUGUCAACCACAAGAUGCACUCUCCCUCACUAUUAAAGACUGUUUGGACAACCACUCAA